This is a messenger RNA of Peronospora matthiolae, 720 nucleotides long. The record is from the annotation of a GenBank genome assembly. Lineage: Eukaryota; Oomycota; Peronosporomycetes; Peronosporales; Peronosporaceae.
AUGAGGUUCUCCAACCUCUAUGUGCUCUUCAUGAGUGCCCUGCUGCUCGCCUAUACUGACCUCGUCUCAAGUCUCAGUGACUCAGAGAUUACAACACCUGACGCCCAGGAGAACGAGGCUACCAAGGAACUACCGACGGAUCAUUUGCUCAGUGGCAAAGAGUUCGAGGAUCGCUUACUGGGAGGAGACGCCGCAGUAGGCAAGCUCGUACAGCCCCUUACCGAGGCGUUUGAUGUGCUCAAAGCAGGCGCACUUGUCACGAACGGACAUGUGGACCAACGAUAUCGCCCCCUUGCUGCUGACGUUGUCGAGAAAUACAAGCAUCAUCGAAGUCAACCCAUCACUGAUCGACAGAAGGCAUCGCUCAGAGUUCAUCGAGCUUUUGGUCCAUCGCCUGACUUCAUUUGGAAAGCCCAUGCUCUGCGUACGAAGACAGAACGAAGUCUGGGUCGUUACAGGAGUGCAGUCCGCAUCUCGAUGGCAAAGCGUUCGGUAAAGGCAAGUAAGUUGGCGGAACAGUUGGAACAAAUGCAGUUCUACAGCUGGUACAUGAACUUCGGAACCGAUCGGGAGAAGCUCCUAAAGGCACUAGGACAAGAUCCCGCGCACAUGGUGCAUUCUAUCAACAAGGGACGAUUGGAAGCUAUUCUAGCUGACUACGAUAAGUUCUGUAACGACAUGGUCUCGGCUGGCCGCCUUCAGAAGAAGAGUAACGAAUAA